Molecule: messenger RNA, 4519 nt
Organism: Prorocentrum cordatum
Lineage: Eukaryota; Dinophyceae; Prorocentrales; Prorocentraceae
Source: the annotation of a GenBank genome assembly
CGCCGAUGCAUCGUUGAUGUAUCAUCGAUGCGGCACAGUUCUCCGACCCCAUCUACUCGGACCUCAUUUGGGAGGCCUCCGAAGAAGAAAUACCCGCAUACGGUUAAACUUUGAGGUGUCCGCGCAGAUUCCUUGGAUCAGCGCCGGCCCCUCCCUGGCAGCUCCUGCGGCGCCGCCCCUGGCGCGCUCCGCGCGCCACGGAGGGGGUCCAGCGCAGAUCUAAGAAAGCUCUGGUGGACCGCCACGGGGGGGGGCAAUACGCGUGGGGGGAGCGAGGAUUGCAGGAGGGCGGCCCUGAGGGGGCCCUGAACGGCCCUCAAGCUGCCGCCCUGCGCCCAAAAGGUGCGCGAAGGGCGCACAUCUCGCCACCCCACGUUUACUGUCACGCGUCAACGAACAUCCGAAGAGUCCCGCGGACCUCCUCGUUGCGUGAUACCCGACUGGUUUUGGAGGUCGCCGCGGCGAUCGCAGCGACCACACAUCGGUGCGAGGGGAUUGUCAAGGAGCGGCCUGCCCCUUCCGAGCCCCCCGUCGCUCUGAAAAAUAGACGUGGCCCGUAUUCAGAAAUACCGCGACAGAGAGUUGCCAGCUUAUGCCCAACAUGGGCAGCCAUGUUUUUGUCGGUUAGGGGUCGGUUGUCACGCGAGCAUGUUCGACAGUUUCUGUCAGAGGGCGAAUCACCUACCCCGCUUUCACUUCCAGGCAAAACCAACUCAUACCAUGCGCCUCCUCGCCAACCAGCCUGACCUUUACGAGCCAUCCCAGGAGUAGUUUGGUAUGGCUCGGUUCCCGUUUGGACGCCACCCCCGACGACUGCGCGCUGGUGGUCCUCGGCGACGGGGACACCGCCUACGCGGACCUGGUGGAGGCAUCCCGCCGGAGGAACGUGCUCCCGCUGAGGCGUGCACUCGGGGCCCAGGAGAUGCGGGCCGCGUACGCGGCGUGCGACCUGGUGGUGUCGGCUAGCAGGUUCGAGACGCUCGGCAACGUGGUCGUCGAGGCGUUCGCCGCGGGCACCCCAGUGGCCGUCCAGCCAGCGCAGGGGCACCUGGAGUUCGUGGAGCACGGCCGCAAUUCCUACCACGUCGACUUCGACGACCCGGCCGCCGCCCGGCCGCAGCUGGAGGAGAUCGUGCGGCGCCUCUUGAGCGGCGAGGACCGCGCCCUGCGGGCCGCACUGGACGAGCUGGGCGUACGGCUGAGGUCGCAGGACUUCGCCGUGGGCCUGGAGGACGCCAUUCUCAGGCCGGCCCUGGCCGCCGCGGCAGCGCGCAGGCGCUGCUGGGUGCUGGAGCCGGUGGUGCGGUGCCUGAGCUUGGUGGCCGCGCUGGCGCUGUGGCUGGUCGUGGGCGCUGCCUCCAGGCUGAUCUACGCGUUCUCGCGCGAGCCGCGCUACGAGUACGGCGCGCCGGGGUCGGCCGUGGAGCCCACGGAACACCAGCGAAGACGGGAGUGCAAAGCCUGUCCGCUCUGCUUUUUCCUGGGGCAGCAAGACAUCCAAAAGGGCCCGGGGGCGAGGAGCCUGCGGCCCCGCACGAGCAUGGGCUCCGAUGGAGGCGACGACGAGAAGGAGAAGUCCCUGCUGGCCAGGAUCGUCGGCGUGGUCCGCAGGAAGGCGCGCACCAUGGGCCCGGCGGCGCUGCUGGCGUAUCCCUGUGCGCUGCCGCGCGCAUCCGUCGGGGGCGACGGGAGCUUCUACAUCUGCCUGCUGACGUUCACCUUGGUCAUCGGCAUGACUAUCGGUUUCGGCAUCUUUAUGGUGCUCUGGACGAUCCUGCGGCAGAACAACGCGAUCGCCACUCAGGAGGGCGCCGCCGAGGCGAAGGCGCCGGCGGACAUCAUGAUCGACAUCGCCAUGUAUUCGUUCGCGCUGGUCGGGGCGAGGGCAGCCUUCCUGGCCGCCACGGGGCGGGAACCCUGGCAGGACCUCACGGGCUUCCUGCUAGUGCUCGGCGGCUUCUGGGCGGGCAACAACGCCACGAAGCCAGCGCGCGUGGCCGCCGCCGCGGCGCUGGCGCCGGUGGUGGGCAGGGCCACGGCCUGGGUGGAGAGCGUGCUGCCGGGCGCAAUACACCAGGCGUUUCUGCCCGGCCUGCAGGGUGUGCCUCUGUCCACGGUGGCCAGCGGGGGGCCCAGGAACGGAUUCAUAGCGACGGCGUUCGGCAUGGACGCGCCGCUGACCCUGCCAGGGGUCCUGGAGCGGCCGCAGCCCGCCCGUCUCCCGUUCCUCCUCGCGGUGUCUUUCAUUUACGCGGAGGUGGUUACAGGUGCCCGGGGCAAGCCGCCGCCGAAACUCCGCGGCCGGGCCAUUGCCUUACAUCUGGCCAACCGCUCCCGCACGGCGCGCCCCAGCGGUGCACCUCUCGACCGGGGGGCCGCCGUCGUGAGACGCGGCGCCCACCGCGACGCGGCGGCGAGAUUGGUCAACCAGAUCUCGCGCAGGCAUUGCGUCAGCGGCUGCCUCGCACCGCUGCCCCCCAACGAGGGCGCGCGACUGAUCAUCCAGGGCCUUGGUGCGCCCGUCAUCGCGAUCAACGACGAGGACGAAGCAUGCGUGCCACUGCUCGCCCGGGAGGGCCGCGACGCCGAAACAGCCGCGUGCAGCGCAAUCCUGAACUGCCGCCGAGAACGCAACCCCGCCCCGCGAGGCCGCCCGCCGCUGCGAGCAGCAGCGGCCCCCCGCCGCGCUGGGGCCAGCGACGGAGCCAGCGGCGACGCGCGCAGGCUCCCCGCGGUCGCCGCCAACGCCCGCGACGGGGGGCAGCUCGCCACCCUGCAAUUUCUCACUGAUGAUCCAGGGGCCGCGGGUGCUUGUGCCGCGCUGCGGCGGCGCGACCCUGACUCUGGGGCCCCCGCCCUGGUCGGGUUGCGCGCCGUCGCCUUGCCCCGAGCCGACCAUGUCCACAGCGCCGAGCUUUUUAUGCCGAGUCUCGCGACUGCCGACAGCCGCGCCCGUGCAAUCGGGGACAACCUUUGCGCGGUCAGGCACGGCGCGGGCGGCGCUCGGCAUCGGCGACUGCCGCCGCGCCAGCAGAUGGAACAGGCCCUCCGUCAUGCCGACGACUCAGGAUGGUCAGUCACGUGGCGGGCAGCGCGGAGGCAGUUCAACAGGGCUGCGGAUCGGCUGGCCGCUCUCGGCGUCUUUUGGGCCGACCGCCUGCGCUGGGCGGGCACGCGCAGCGCGGCGUCGCAAUUCGCGCGGGCCGGCCAGCGUAGCACCAUGCCUACAGGUUCCCCAUGGCAGGGGAUCGACUUAUCCGACCCCGACGCCAUUUGCCGGGUCACGGCUGAGGACAGGGCCCACUUCCACAGCAAGGAUCACAAGAGUCGCUGCGGCCAGCAAAGGGCGGACGGUUGGCCAGAUCCAAGCCUGUUCGACAUGCGAGGGAAUUUGUGGAAGAUGGCAGGAGGCACGAACGUGGACAAACAUACGGAACGUACCGCACUUCGUUUCAAGCGGGGCGGUUGGGGGCCGGAGUGGCGCUUCAACGGGGCCAACUGGCAAGCGGCUGGCGACGCGGGGCCAUGGACCAUGCCAUGCGCGGGCGCACCCAUGGAAUGGCCAGUAAACUGGGGCCAGGUGCCCAAGAGCUAUCCAGAUACUUACGCCGCGCCGACCUGGAAAUGCCCACCUGGCACCGCUGCCAACAAGUCGCGACGACGCCUGCGGUCGCUCGGGGCCCACGCGGACUCCAGGUGCCGCGCCCUGCCGCGCUGUGACAUGGGGAUGAGGCGCAGCUGCGCCAUCGCGCACUGUUCAGUCCGCAAGCUCCGACGGCUCUGCGCUACGCGCGAACAACCCCGCCCCCGUCGACAUUCUGGGGGCGAGUCGCUACCGGGCGAUCGCGGGCUCUUCGGAACGCAGGCCGACGCGACAGCGCGUCGCAUCCAGCAGAUGCACGCCCGCCUAUACAAUUACUCACGUGCCGCGCCCACGCACAACUGCCCCAUCGGACGCACCCGCGGCGGAAUUUCCUUGCCAGACUCCUGGGUCACCGACGUGCAGAAUCGAGCCAAUGCGCCCAGCAACGUAAGUUGGUUGGAGAUGCGCCAAGCCACGAAGCGAGUUGGUCCGGAACGCCCCUGCGCCCUCGACAUUCGACUGGCGCCCGCUGGACCCAAGCAUCAUCUCGCCACCAAGUGCAACUUGUCUUCGUACUUGGAGGCAGAGGCCAACAGAAAGAGACGCGCGCUCUCCUGGCCCGCAGAAUUCACGCUGAACUGGGACGGGCCUGAGCUCACCAGCUGGCACGUCAUCCCCCCCGUCUAUUGGGUCCAAACAAUGACGAGCUCGGAUACUUCUGCGCGUUGUUGCCGCGCGAGCCUGGGGCCCCCAUUCCUGAAGAACAGCGGACUGAGUUCGGAGGACACGCGCGCCAACCAGCUCCCGGUGAAGUUCGACGCGUCGCACGGCCAACUGCGCGACAACGACGACAUAGCACCGCGACCCGCUAAUCAAGGGGAGACGCACUACAGAAUUGGCAUCUCGCCAGACUCCUCCGAGCACCUACCGCUUUAA